CCCCCACACAUACACACAAGCCCUUCCAAGAGUUGGACUCCCGAACAAGAACAGUAACCAGCGUCGAAGCCUCCUCACGACUCUUCUGUCUGCUCUUCACCCACCAUGAAGAGAAUUACACAACUAUUUUUAGCAGCCUUGCCGUGGCUGCUUUUCCUGUUCGCCCCGAAAGGGUUUUGUGACCAGAGAGUUCAUUGCCAAUGGGGACUUUAUGGUGACUGGUCGGAGUGUGAUGGCUGCACCAAAUUACAGACGAGAAGUCGAGCCAUGGCUGUCUACGCUCAGUUUGAAGGGAACUCAUGUGAUGGGGAGCGGACUGAGACCAGAUCCUGUGAAACCACACAAGGCUGCCCUCUAGAGGAAGGAUGUGGAGACAGGUUUCGCUGUCGAUCAGGGAAGUGUAUUAGUCAGUCUCUGGUGUGUAACGGAGAUCAGGACUGUGAGGAAGAUGGACAUGACGAACGUGCCUGUGACAUCCAAAAACACAUUGUAUGUCAAAAGUCAAUUACCCCGCCUAACAUUAAACACCUAGGACUUGGGUUUGAUGUGGUGUCAGGGAAGCGGAUGGCCGGUGUCAUCAACACAAUGAGCUUUGGAGGACAGUGUCGUGUCAUCUAUAGCGGUGUUCACAAUGCUCUCUACAGACUGCCCCUUAGUACUACCCAGUUCAACUUUUUGGUUAAAGCUCAGAACGACUUCAGUGAUGAGACGUACACCAGUAAAUGGCACUAUGCAAAGGACAUUGUCAAAAGACAGAAAGUUACCGGGACCACGACAGGAUAUAACAACUAUGACUUUCAUGAGACAUAUGACACCACUCAGAGCCAAAAGCUUUUGGUUUUAAAAAGUGACAUAGAAAUAGCUCAGUUCCAGACCAACUCUCAUCAAUACCUGCCAUUAUCUGAGGAGUUCUGGAAGGCACUGGUUAAACUCCCAUCAGUCUACGACUACGCUGCCUACAGGAAGGUUUUGGAGAGGUUUGGAACACACUACCUGUCUGAAGGAAGCCUCGGAGGCUCCUUCAAGGUCAUCGUCAAGAUUGAUGAAGAAACUGAAAGACGGAUGGUCAGCAGCAGCUUUAACUAUAAUGAAUGUUCGAGGACUAAACGUUGGAUUCUUAUAUUCCCCAUCACCCGCGUGGACUGCAAGAGUGAUCAAAAUCAACACACAUCAAUCACUGGUGGUCAUACCAUACCAAGUAAAAUCCAAGACGUGGAUGUGCAGGGAGGAGGCAUCGAACAUAUCGCAGCACUGAAGGGCCUGCUACUCUCUGAUCCGGACAGGAACUGGGAAAUAUACUCAAACUGGGCUGAGUCUAUCCGAUCAUUUCCACUGGUCACAAAACAAACGCUGCGGCCGCUUUCAGAGCUGGUGAAGGAGGUUCAGUGUGCCGGGGUGAAGAGGCUCUACCUUCGCAGAGCCAUCGAGCAGUAUCUUACAGAGAGCGACGCCUGCCACUGCCGGCCCUGCAGCAACAAUGGCAUGGUUACCAUGAAUAAAGACAAGUGCAAAUGCAUCUGUAAGCCUGGCACAUCAGGUCUAGCCUGUGAGCAAGGAACUGAAGUGGAGGGUCAGCAGGGAGUGAUUCACGGUAGUUGGGCCUGCUGGUCUGGCUGGUCAUCAUGCUCUGGGGUUCGAAGGUCAAGAAGUCGCUCCUGCUCUAAUCCCGCUCCUCAGAACGGGGGACAACAAUGUAUCGGAGAACCCACUGAGAUGUCUGACUGUGAAGACCAAGACCUGCAAUACUUAAAAACCAUGGAGCCUCAGUGCUUUGACCAAACUCUCCCAGCAAGUCAGAUUUGUGGUGCCCCGCCUGUUCUAAUCAAUGGCUACAUCCUGGUCCCUAAGGACAUUUACCUUGUGGGUAGUAAGGUUGAGUACACCUGCACUCACGGUUUAUAUCUUAUUGGUGAAAGCACCCUUCAAUGCACUGCUAGCCAAACCUGGUCUUCCAGCCCUGGACUGUGCACAAUCUCAAGGUGCAACCUUGAGUCCCUCAGCGAUGACGUCAUAGCAGCUCCUUUACAGCAGGCCUAUGGCAUUGGGGAGACAGUCACUUUGUCCUGUCCAGCGGGUAGACAGCUAUUAGGAGAAGCAACAAUAAUAUGCGACCCCAGUCUGCAUUUUUCACCAGACCCAGCAGACGUCAAAUGCAGCCCAGUCAGUACAUCACAACCAAGCAGCUCUUCUUCGGUGAAAUGUAAACUGUGGCAGAAGCCUUCCAGAGGAAUAUGUGUUUGCAAAUUGCCUUUUGAGUGCAGUUCAUCUUUGGAAGUGUGCGCCACUACCUCUGUGAGUAGAAAAUCCAUCCUUCUGAAUGUGUGCAAAAUGCAUGCACUGCAGUGUAUGGGGAAGAACCAAAUGAUAGCAGAGGACAGCACCUGCAAGUGGCCGGAGCGCAACACAACAGGCUGCACCAACUGUCACAUGUGGGAGACCUGUGACGAUCAAACCAACGAGUGUCGCUGUAAGGACUCUGCAGAUUGCUUGACCCCGGGAUCAAAUGUGUGUGUCCAAGUUGGGGAGGAUGCGACUGCAGCUUCUCAGACCAUGAGCGAGUGUGAAGCAGGACUACGGCGAUGUAAGGGAGAAAAGGUGUCAGUUGUCAGUAUCCUGCCUUGUGCUGCCUGAGGGUGCAACAACAGCUGACCUCACAACCUUAUAACUCCACCUUCCUUUACACAUUAAUCCUCUUUAACACUUGACUCAUAUUUUUCCAGUGAAGUGUCGUAUCAACUGCUUCACCACAUUGUACAAAUAUCCCAUUAUGCAUGUAUAAAACUAUAAUGUAAAACUGUAUUAAGAUAAGGAAUAAAGAGCAAAACACCAGC
Cottoperca gobio is the source of this 2831-nucleotide messenger RNA. RefSeq names its product complement component 7a (gene c7a). Bases 106 to 2631 code for a protein of 841 amino acids. Gene Ontology annotation, biological process: complement activation. The record is from RefSeq and is a predicted model, not a curated record. Gene Ontology annotation, cellular component: membrane attack complex. Gene Ontology annotation, molecular function: protein binding. The transcript is spliced from 18 exons. NCBI's taxonomy places the organism in Eukaryota, Metazoa, Chordata, Actinopteri, Perciformes, Bovichtidae.